This is a messenger RNA of Lathyrus sativus (Indian pea), 795 nucleotides long. Lineage: Eukaryota; Viridiplantae; Streptophyta; Magnoliopsida; Fabales; Fabaceae. The record is from the annotation of a GenBank genome assembly.
AUGGCAUGGCCAUAUUCAUCUUCAUCUUCCACAUCUUCAUCCAACAAUACACCUCAAGAAAAGCACGAAGUGUUCAUUAGUUUUAGAAGUGAGGACACACGCAAAACUUUCACAAGCCAUCUUAACGGUGCUUUGAAAAGAUUAGAUAUAAAAACUUACAUAGACAACAAUCUCAAAAGUGGUGAUGAAAUACCGAAUUCUCUCGUUAAGGCCAUCGAAGAAGCCAAGCUUUCCAUCGUUGUUUUCUCAAAAAACUACGCGGAGUCGAAAUGGUGUUUGGAAGAACUUAUGAAAAUACUCAAAUGUAAAGAGACGAGAGGACAAGUUGUAGUGCCGGUUUUCUAUGAUACCGAUCCUUCUAAUGUAAGGAAUCAAAGAGGAAGCUAUGCUGAGGCUUUUGCUAAGCAUGAGAGGAAGCUUGAGGAGACAAAGAAGGUGCAAGAAUGGAGGAAUGGUUUGGCAGAAGCUGCUAAUUUUUCUGGUUGGGAUUGCAACGUCAACAGGACAGAAUUGGAGUUGGUUGAAGAAAUUGCAAUGGAUGUUCUUGAAAAGGUGGAUCGAGUUUAUGUUGGUGAUCUUGAUCAUGAGAUUGAUAAGUUAGAGAAACUUGCAAAGCUCCAAAAUGAAUUCUAUCAUAGAAUUAUUACUGUUGAUAAUCUGAACAAGUAUAACGCAACUGUGAAACGUAUUACAGAACUUAAAAUGGAGAGAAGUCUUCGUUUGCUUCGAUUGACACCUGAUUUGCUUUCACAUUUAGAGGGUUUUUCAAACAACAAUAGUUGGUCUCCAUUUUAA